AUGGGUAUCAUACUGCAGUCCUGGGAUACUGUGGUAGUGACCCUGAUCACACUGAUGAUUGUUACUGUGGAUGCCAAGAUUUAUGAACGCUGUGAAAUAGCAAGGAAGCUGGAGAAAGCAGGUCUCAAUGGCUACCGAGGCUAUACUAUUGGAGACUGGUUAUGCAUGGCACACUAUGAGAGUGGUUUUGACUCUGCCUUUGUGGACCACAACCCUGAUGGCAGCAGUGAUUAUGGCAUUUUCCAGCUGAACUCUGCCUGGUGGUGUGACAAUGGCAUCACACCUACCAGGAACCUCUGCCACAUGGAUUGUCGUGAUUUACUCAAUCGCCAUCUAUUGGAUGACAUCCUGUGUGCCAAGAGAGUUGUGAGUUCACAUGACAGUAUGAGAGCCUGGAAUUCUUGGAUUCAGCACUGUUCUGGCCAUGAUUUAUCUGAAUGGCUCAAAGGGUGUGAUUUGCAUGCAAAAUCUGACUCAAGAAAAGAUUCUUGGGGAUAA
Molecule: messenger RNA, 498 nt
Organism: Dipodomys ordii (Ord's kangaroo rat)
Lineage: Eukaryota; Metazoa; Chordata; Mammalia; Rodentia; Heteromyidae
Product: sperm acrosome-associated protein 5-like
Exons: 4
Coding region: 1-498 (165 amino acids)
Biological process (GO): fusion of sperm to egg plasma membrane involved in single fertilization
Cellular component (GO): acrosomal vesicle; sperm flagellum
Molecular function (GO): lysozyme activity
Source: RefSeq, a predicted model, not a curated record